Molecule: messenger RNA, 3745 nt
Organism: Oreochromis aureus
Lineage: Eukaryota; Metazoa; Chordata; Actinopteri; Cichliformes; Cichlidae
Gene: tmem168a
Product: transmembrane protein 168a
Exons: 6
Coding region: 649-2730 (693 amino acids)
Source: RefSeq, a predicted model, not a curated record
GGUUGUGUCGGCAGUUUUAGCCACUGCACUAAAUCGUGCACUAGCAAACUAGCUUACUGUUUAGAAAGAGGAAUAGGCAGGGCUAAGUUAAAACUUCCCGGCUGCGCCACAUCGUCACUCACUGACAACAAGGCUAUAGUUAGUUUGUUAGUUAGUUAGUUAGUUAGUUAAAGGGUGUGUUUGGGUAGAAAACGGAUACGAAUUGAUUAGUUUACCUCGACUGUGUAAUCAACCGCUGUCAAAAUUUUGUGAUUUUAAAGAGUGUUAGCGUCAGAAAAUUGUGAUCCCGAUGGAAGGAGAACUACACUCACAUUAGCUGUGACUAAAGAGUAUUUCCUCAUUCUUCUGUACAAAACAGACUCCGUUUAUUUGAUAUUAACGCUGUUGUUCCUCGAUGUUACUGAAGAUGUUUAUUUAUGACUCCAAAGGAUUUAUAAGAGAGACACAUGGAAGUCAAAGAAUCCAGAAUUGACAACUGUGAGAGAAUUGCACAACAGCAAAGAUCGAAGGGGUUGAUUUUUGCUGAAAGUCAUCAAGAGGCACCGUCCUCCAUGUGGCAAACCUCUGUGGGAGACUAAAGAAGGUGGCUGGAGGAAAUUCAUUAUUUGAUUGUUAAACUGCUUUUAAAUAAGAACAUCCACGUCAGCCAUGGCACGGGAGGAAGAGGAAGAGGAGCUGACAGUCAGUGCACCUAAGCAGGCGGACGUGUUUACAUCAGUGCGUUGUCUGGGUUACCUGUCCAGCUUCAAUCUCCUUGUGGCAGUCUGUGUUGGCAUGUACGUACGCUGGGAGGUGACAAAUGAACCCAUGAUUCUGGUUAUCUUCAUCCUGGGCCUCUUUGUCCUGGGAAUUGCCAGUAUCCUCCAUUACUACUUUGCUAUGGAAAACGCCAGCCUGAGCUUGUUCCAUUUGUGGUUCGGCUUUCUCCUUGGACUUUUGUGCUUCCUCAACAGCCCCGCCUUGGAUUCAAAUGUCAAAGAACUGGUCGCAAACUAUCUCCUCCUAGCCAGUGUAGUUAUGAAAGCAGUAUGGGCCCUAACUGAGCGAAUAUGCAGCUCCAUCUGCUACAAAUCCACCUUGCUAACAUCAGUAGAGUUACUGGAGCUUCUAGGAUUUGGUAUUGCAAGCACUACCAUGCUUCUUCACAAGUCAGUGGCCAUAAUAGGCUUGGUAGUGGCCCUCGGUGCUCUCAUUGUGGACUUGAGGAUGAAAUCCCUCCUAGCUUUGGCCAAUUUGAUCAGUUUUGCCUUGGUUACUUCUCUUGUGUUUUUCCAGGCCUUAGGCAUUAAUGCCAACCCUUAUGCCUUAGGCUGCUACCUGGGCAGGCUGCUCUGUGAGCCUGUGUUGGAUGUGUACUUCAGUGGGUUAGGCCCCACGGAGCGCUGGAUGCCAGUGCUCUCCAUGGGGAAGGUGUGGAGGAAGCUGUCCUUGUUUCCUUUGAGUCUGACUGAGAUAGCCUUCUUUGUCCUUGCUGCUUUAAAGCUUGGUUACUUGGACCUGUGGUAUCUGGUCAUCCCAGGUUUCUGUCUGUUUGGUCUUUUCUGGUCCAUCUGCCACAUCAUUUUGCUUAUCACGAUCUGGGGCUUUCACACUAAGCUGAGUGACUGUCAGAAGGCUUGGCGCGCCCAGCGGUCGAGUAGCCGGAGUCUGGACCAGGUCAUGGCCUCCCGAGGCAUCCGACAUUUCUGCCUCAUCUCAGAGCGACUGGUGUUCUUUAGUUUGUUGUCAACAGUGAUACUCGGGGCUGUGUCCUGGCAGCCCUCCAACGGUCUGUUUCUCAGUGCUUUGCUGGUGGUGCUGCCUCUCGAGUCUCUGGCCCAUGGUUUGUUCCACGAGCUGGGCGGCUGCCUGGGAGGAACUUGUGUUGGCUACGCCCUGGUUGUACCUACCACUUACCGCAGCGCUGGUGGCCAGCCCACUCUCUUACCACCUGAGCAGGUGGAGCAGUUGAAUCUGCGCUCCACAGGCAUGCUGAACAACAUUCAGCGCCUCUUCUCCCACCACAUGAUCCAGACAUUCGGCUGUGACUACUCUACUAGCGGUGUCACCCUGGAGGCUGUACUUACAAAGCUGCGCAACUUUCUGGAGCUUCGUACAGCAGACGGACCACGACAUGACACCUAUUUGAUAUUCUACAGUGGGCACACGCACAAAGGCUCCGGCUCCUGGGCUCUGUCAGGAGGUGAGAGUUUCCAUCUGGCCCAUUUGCUGGAGCUGUGGAAGGAGAAGAACGCCGGCCACUGUUCCCGUCUAAUCGUGGUCCUGGACACCGAAUACUCCCUCCCUUGGGUCAAGGAAGUGCGCAGGGUAGAGGGCAUCUAUAUAGCUGUGCAGGGGUCUGAGCUGUCAGUCACCAUGGUGGACCCUGAGGCUGGAGAUAUCCCCUUGCUCGGGGAAUUCACUUCUGAGUGGGUGGAGUUCAACUGCAACCCAGCCAGCGACACCCAGUGGUCUGAAAAAGGGCGGACUGUGAGAGCUGUCUACGGUGUGUCCAAACGCUGGAGUGACUACACACUCCAUCUUCCCACUGGAAGUGAUGUAGCCAAGCACUGGAAGACCCACUUUCCUAAGGCUACAUACCCCAUGGUGCACCUGUCCAACUGGUGCUGUGGCCUCAACCUGUUUUGGUUAUGUAGCACGUGUCUGCGCUGCUUCAGGAGGUGUAAGCUAGCCUGGUUCCCACCGGCUGUUUUGGACACUGGGCAAGGCAUUAAACUGGUGCACUCAUAGAUACAAGGGGAAGUUGUCAGAUAGCUGAAUCAGUAAAUUCAUAAAAGGUCCAACUCCGAGAAACUUUUUUGCCUUGUUACAGGGCAGCAUUUUUAUUGUUUUUGCCCACUCUUGCUUUACAAAUCCCAAAGUAUGAUGCAAAUUUAGUUUUUAGUUUUGGACUUGAAAUUUGGAAAUGUGGAUUUGGGCCUUUCAUGAAUUUACCAAUUCAAUUUUGAAUCAGGAUGUAGCAGCUGGGUAUAAGAUGUUUGUAUAAAAAUAAUAAUAAUGACUUGCGCUAUAUACCAGUUACAAUACCUGUACAAUCAUAUUUCUUUUUAGUCUAAAAUACUAUAAAUGAUAUAACGGUUGGCCUUCAGUCAGCACCAGAUUCCUUACAUUUAUUUUUGGAAGAUGUUUAUUUGCAGUGAUUCAAGACAUUGUGCCAAGUACAUCACAAAGAGUCAAUACUGGAUUUCUGAGCCCAAACGAAUAUUAAAUUUAAUAAUUCCAGCAAAUUAAAUUGAAAUAAAGAGUACUGAGGUAUGAUUGUGGUUUAAUUAAUUAGGAUGAGGUCUAAGAACAGAAAACUCUCAUCUUACUUGGCCCUUUUCUUACUUUAUGCUUACUUUAAUUGCUUCGUAUUUUAUUGUCUCUGUUAUUAAUUGCAUACCAAAAACUUUCAAAUAUGGUUGUUGUCUCUUUGGAAGGGUUUUCACAUUUUUCUUUUGUUACGGUGUGCCAUUUUAUGUAUGAUAAAGUGCCUUAAAGAUAAAUUUCGAAUCAUUUAUAAUAUUGAGGCUUAUUUUUUUUUAUGUUAUCUACACUAAAAAGGCUGUAGACUGCUUAUAAAAGAUGGACAUAGACACACAGUGUCUGACAUCCGGAUGUGAAGCCUACACUUCUGGUGAGUUUCUGGUGAUUUAGACCAUAAAAAAUGGGAGUUCAGCAAGAAAGUGUUUACUGAGGUCAUGGAACAAGGAAGGGCUAUUUUCUCAUAGAUUUUUAUGAGAUAUCAUUAAAAAAAGAAAAGAAA